AUGGUGACAGAGGGUAUUGUUUUAGGAGUUUCCUUGGUCAAAGGUGUGAGAAGUUUCCUUGGUCACUCAGGUUUUUAUAGACGCUUCAUAAAAGAUUUUUCAAAGAUUGCAAAACCUUUAUGCAAAUUGUUGGUAAAGGAACAAGAGUCUGUGUUUACUGAUGAAUGCCUGCAUGCAUUUAACAUUUUGAUAGAAAAAUUGAUCACCACACCAAUAAUCAUGGCACUUGAUUUUUCACUACCUUUUGAGCUGAUGUGUGAUGCAAGUGAUUAUGCUGUGGGAGUGGUACUAGGCCAAAGAAAAGCCAAAUUAUUGCAUGUCAUUUACUAUGCCAGUAAAAUUCUUAAUGAUGCACAGAAGAAUUAUGCUACUACUGAAAAGGAAUUAUUGGCUAUUGUGUAUGCAUUUGACAAAUUUAGGUCAUAUCUGCUAGGAUCAAAGGUGAUUGUUUACACUGACCAUGCAGCUUUAAAGUAUUUGUUAACUAAGCAGGAUGCUAAGCCCAGGUGUUCAGAUGGGGUAAUUAGAAGAUGUAUUCCAGAGGAGGAACAACAAGAUGUCUUAUGGCACUCUCAUGGUUCAGCCUAUGGUGGACACUUUGUAGGUGAAAGAACUGCAGCAAAAGUUUUGAUGAGUGGUUUCUAUUGGCCAACAUUGUACAAGGAUGCAAAGAAGUAUGUGGAAGCAUGUGACAACUGCCAAAGAACUGGUAAUAUAUCCAGGAGACAUGAAAUGCCAUUGAACAAUAUACUGGAGGUGGAAAUCUUUGAUGUUUGGGGUAUGGAUUUCAUGGGACCCUUUCCCUCUUCUUACUCCAAUAAGUAUAUCCUGGUGGCAGUGGAUUAUGUAUCAAAAUGGGUUAAAGACAUAGCUACACAAACUAAUGACUCUCGGGUUGUGAUCACUUUUCUGAAAAAAGAAUAUCUUUGUGAGAUUCGGAGUCCCGAGAGCCUUAACCAGUGA
Molecule: messenger RNA, 963 nt
Organism: Gastrolobium bilobum
Lineage: Eukaryota; Viridiplantae; Streptophyta; Magnoliopsida; Fabales; Fabaceae
Exons: 2
Coding region: 1-963 (320 amino acids)
Biological process (GO): DNA integration
Molecular function (GO): nucleic acid binding
Source: RefSeq, a predicted model, not a curated record